ACGGGCGAUAUCGGCUAUCACAGGGCUGCAUCUGCAUACACCUGCAGGAAUACCAAACAGCAGCGAAGACGGAAUAACACUGGCGCUGGUCGUCUUGAUACCAAUACCGUAAACGCUUUUGAAACGAAGUUGAAAGCUCUCAUUAUCUGCCUACCUACGGUUUUAUUUGAGCUUUCAUACCUACAACCAUGGAUCAGUCAGCGACCAGUCACCCGCAAUCGUCACGAACAGCCGGCGCAAGUGCAGCGCCCGGCGCAGCAGCAACUGAAUAUGACACGCGUCAUGGAGGUCAUUAUGGUGCCAGCGCUGCUCUCGCAAAUUCCGGCUUCGCGCCCGCUGAGCUUUACACAGGUCCUUGGGCGAACGUACACCAGGGUCUACACGGUCAAUACAAGGACAUUCUGACCACUUACUGGCAGCAGACAAUCAAUCAUUUAGAGACGGAUACUCACGAGUACAAACUGCAUCAGUUGCCCUUAGCCAGGAUCAAGAAAGUUAUGAAGGCCGACCCUGAAGUGAAGAUGAUUUCGGCAGAGGCGCCCAUACUAUUUGCCAAGGGUUGUGAUAUCUUUAUCACAGAGUUAACGAUGCGCGCCUGGAUUCACGCCGAGGAAAAUAAGCGACGAACCCUACAGAGGUCUGACAUUGCCUCCGCCCUCGCGAAGAGUGACAUGUUCGACUUCCUAAUCGACAUUGUUCCGCGCGAGGAGGCCACCCACCCCAAGCGCCCCAAUCCAGCAGCUCAGUCACAGUCAGCGCCAGGCGUCCCAGCUGCGGCGGGUAACCAAAUGCCUGGUCAGCACGGUAUGCCCGGUGCUAAUCACAUGGCACCGGACUACAUGGGCGCGCACGGCAUCUCGCCUGAGCAGGAAUACCGUCCCCAGCCCAUGUACAAUCAAGUACAAACUGGCGCGCCAGGCCCGCCGUACGGCCAACAAGGCCCGCAAAACAUGUAUGGUGAAAUGGAAGGAAUGUAUGGGUAUCCGGGAAUGCCACAGCAGCAGUAGGACGCUCAGGGCACGUCGACACCACAACUCCAUCCUACUUUGCUGCAGGAUCAAGUUCAGGACGAACCACAAGAUCCAAGCAGGGAUGAACCACAGAUAUCUACACUAGAGGAGUAUAUUGACUAGGAGAGAUACCUUGUCUGAAAGCCUGCCUCGGGGAAAUUCAGAAUGAGUCGCAGGGUACUUCAUCACAGGAGAAUGAUGGCUAAAAGAGCUGUGUCCUGGCCCAACUGAUCUUCUUCACGACGUUGCCAAAUUGGGGAAGUGCUUCUCUUCGCGUGAAUAUUUUUUUCAACCAACUUCGACUUGUCGUGGGUAUAAUUUACACUUUUAUUUUCUUUAAAGGUAUGGAUGGCAAUGGCGUAUAGGUGAAAUGC
Molecule: messenger RNA, 1384 nt
Organism: Xylaria bambusicola
Lineage: Eukaryota; Fungi; Ascomycota; Sordariomycetes; Xylariales; Xylariaceae
Product: CCAAT-binding protein subunit HAP5
Exons: 3
Coding region: 189-1007 (272 amino acids)
Biological process (GO): regulation of DNA-templated transcription
Cellular component (GO): nucleus; CCAAT-binding factor complex
Molecular function (GO): protein heterodimerization activity; DNA binding; DNA-binding transcription activator activity, RNA polymerase II-specific
Source: RefSeq, a predicted model, not a curated record